AUGAAGUGUAUCGCCUCUUAUUCUGCAGAAAUCAACGAGCAUGAUACGGAAUCUGUCACAACCAGCGGCGAAGAUAAAACCUUUACACCACCAGAUUCGAAUACUUCUCCCAGCGAGCUGUUUUUGUCUAGGAGCCCCAUCCAGUCUCAUAUAUCAUCUGUAGGACAGGUUCCAUACAAAGGCCAGUCCUAUACCAUCCGCGAUCCUCAAACAAACCUCUUCCUUGGAGUUGAAUAUGGUGAAUUGAAGAUGGUUUCUUGGGGGAUAAAUAGCGGUCGCGAGAUGUUCUGGCAUUGUGACGAGCAUGAAGACAGGUAUCUCGGCUUCAGGAACCUUGCUUCGGGGACUUACAUGGGUCAUGAUGGUCAUGGCAAAUUUGUUGCGGUAUCACGAACACACCAUGACCCCGCUGGAUGCUUUUUUUGGCCCAGACAAUGUCCUAUCACGGGAGGCCAGAUCCUGUUUGUUAAGAGGCAACACUAUUUUUGGGUCUGGCAUGAGCCUGUGAAGACAGACCAUGACACAGCGCUGGUGGUUACUGAUCGCGGUGGAGAGGGUACCCCUCUGGAAUUUACCCGACUUGAGUGUAUUUGA
Penicillium chermesinum is the source of this 594-nucleotide messenger RNA. RefSeq lists its product as uncharacterized. The record is from RefSeq and is a predicted model, not a curated record. The transcript has a single exon. Bases 1 to 594 code for a protein of 197 amino acids. Lineage: Eukaryota; Fungi; Ascomycota; Eurotiomycetes; Eurotiales; Aspergillaceae.